AUGCCCGCUUCUAACGGUAUGGAAGGCGCCACAUCCACGUGCUUCAGCGAUGCUGAUCCGAACCUGCGCCACCUCCCCAAGAUAGCCGACAAGAUUCAAUACCGUCAAUUGGAAGGCCGUCCGUUCUUUUCCUUCGAGUACUUCCCCCCCAAAACCGAGCAAGGAGUUUCAAACUUGUAUCAAAGAGUUGAACGGAUGACCGCCGCUGAACCGCUCUUCUGUGAUGUCACUUGGGGGGCCGGUGGCUCAACCAGCGAUCUCACCCUGAGCUUGUCUGGAAACAUUCAAAAGUAUCUCGGCGUCGACGUCAUGAUGCAUCUCACUUGCACAAACAUGCCCUCCGGAAACGUUCUUGAGGGCCUGGAGGGCGCCAAGGCCCUUGGAAUUCGAAACAUUCUUGCGCUUCGUGGCGAUCCUCCCGCUGGUAAGGAGUGGACUAAGUGCGAGGACGGCUUCGAGCAUGGCACGGACCUUGUGCGUUUCAUUCGUGCCAAUUAUGGCGAUUACUUUGGCAUUUGUGUCGCUGGCUAUCCGGAGGGUCACCCGGCUGGUUUCCUCGAUGGAAAAAUGAGCUUUGAAGACGAAAUGAAACAUCUCAAAGACAAAGUCGAUGCUGGAGCUGACUUUAUCAUCACGCAGAUGUUCUAUGACGUCGAUUGCUACUUGAAAUUUGUGCGAAGUUGCCGCGAGCAGGGUAUCACGAUCCCUAUUCUCCCCGGAAUUCUCCCGAUACAGAACUACAUGGGCUUCAAACGCAUGACUGGGUUCUGCAAGACGAAAGUUCCACAAGCCAUUUUGGACGCAAUUGAACAGAUAAAAGACAAUGACGUUGCAGUCAAGCAGUUUGGUGUCCGUCUUGGUGUGGACAUGUGCCGACGGAUCUUAAAGUCAGGACUGUCCCCAGGGAUUCACUUCUACACUUUGAAUCUGGAGAAGUCGGCCAUGGCAAUUAUCGAUCAAUUAGAUCUCAUCCCUCAGACUGAGUCCAUUCGCUCCUUGCCUUGGCGCCCGGCAACAGUUGAUAAACGCCGCAAUGAGAAUGUUCGUCCCAUCUUCUGGGCAAACCGUCCAAAGUCUUACUUGGACCGCACGUCAACCUGGGACGAGUAUCCGAACGGGCGAUGGGGGGAUAAUCGGUCUCCUGCCUACGGCGACCUCAGAGAGUACCAUCUAUUGGGAGGCGGUGGAUGGUGCUCUGCGGCACAUAGGAAGGAUGCGGCUGCUCGUUAUGGAGAGCUGAAUGACUUUGAGGACGUUGUCGAUGUAUUCACACGAUUUCAAAAGGGUGAACUCAAACGCCUGCCGUGGUCAGAGACCGAGGAAUUGGCAAGCGAGACCCUAGUGAUUUCGGCUCCGCUUGUCUGGCUAAACAAGAAUGGCUUGCUUACAAUCAAUUCUCAACCGCGAGUCAACGCUGCGCCUUCUAGCGAUGUGACUGUCGGUUGGGGGAGCCCAGGCGGCUAUGUUUAUCAGAAGGCGUACGUGGAGUUCUUCGCGAAACCUCAAAUCGUUGACGCGCUCUUUGAGGCUGCGAAGGACAUCCCAUCGUUAACCAUCUAUGCCGCAAAGGUGAAGAAUGACGAACUGCGCACGAAUGCGAAGACUAAGACUACUUGCGCCGUGACAUGGGGGGUGUUCCCGGACCGGGAAAUUGUCCAACCCACGGUUGUGGACCCGCAGUCAUUCAAGGCUUGGAAGAGCGAGGCCUUCGCAGUGUGGGAAAACGUCUGGGCGGAUCUAUACCCAAAGGAUAGUCCCUCAAGGAAGGUGUUGAAGGAGCUUCACGACACGCUGUAUCUUGUUAAUGUUGUCGACAAUGACUAUGUCGGUGGGGAUAUUUUCGCUGUAUUCAAAACAGUGCUGGCAUCACCCACUCAUGCCAGUCUGUUUGCAUAAAAGUGUUGGCCAAGUGCAACUCAAUUCUACUUGAGAGCCACAAGGACACAUGCCGCAUCAUGCUGUGGGUUACGGUCAUAGAAGCGAAUGUAUACGUCUCACGUGCACAGGAUCGGGGUGCAUUUCGGGCGUGACUCGAGCGGCACCCUAAAAGUAAACUGUGUUUCAUUUACAACGUUUUCAUAAU
Chondrus crispus (carragheen) is the source of this 2083-nucleotide messenger RNA. RefSeq names its product Methylenetetrahydrofolate reductase. The record is from RefSeq and is a predicted model, not a curated record. Gene Ontology annotation, biological process: tetrahydrofolate interconversion. Gene Ontology annotation, molecular function: FAD binding; methylenetetrahydrofolate reductase [NAD(P)H] activity. The transcript has 2 exons. Lineage: Eukaryota; Rhodophyta; Florideophyceae; Gigartinales; Gigartinaceae. The coding region runs from base 1 to 1896 and encodes 631 amino acids. Gene Ontology annotation, cellular component: cytosol.